AAAGAAAAAGGAGGACAACUCUGGAAAUGCCCUCCCUUGCUUGGUGUUCUGUUGUCAAAUAACAGUACUUGCAGCCCUCCUUGCUGCAGCAGCCAUUUGAAACCCUAAUAUCAAAUAUCUAUCAUUUUUCAUCAUAUUGGAGACGCCAUUACUUCACUUUCGUGAAAUCAGUAUCCGCUCCAAAUGGCGAGUCCAGUGGAGUCACUAACUUCCAUUUCUUCAUCAGUCGCAACAUCAUCUACCAAACGUCGUAUUCAGAUUUGGAGAAAUGAGAUUCCUUUUAUUCUCACUAAUUCUGAGAUGACCACAGAAAUUGCUUCUCUGUUGGUAGAAGUAAUUUUCAGUACAGUAUUUAUUUAUGAUGAUCGAGGAUCAAGGGCUGCAGUGGAUGAUGUGGUUAUCAAAGCAUUGGGUGAAACUUUAUUUAUGAAAGCUUUUGCUGGAACCCUUGUACAAUUCAUGGAAAAACAGUUCAAAUUCCAAUCCUAUAUUGGGUGCGACAGACUCUUAACUUGGUCGUGUCUUCUCCUAACUAAUAGCCAGUUUUCCUCAGUAUCAAAGAAUGCAGUCUGUCGACUAGCACAAGCGCAAGCAUCAGUCUUGCAUAUUGGUAUGCAAGGAUCGUCCCACGUCAGAAGGACCUGCAAAAAAAGCUUAUUCUCUUUGUUUUCAAAGGUACCAGAUAUUUACAGAACUUACAUGGAGGAACUAAGGGAUUCAAGGAUCACUUACAAGGACUAUCCUGAGCUUAUACUCUUGAUGCUAGAAUUUUCAAGUGCAAAUACUCCUUCAUUUGAUCAAUGGAAGCAACAUUUUCUUGAGAUGUAUGUCAAAGCUGUUCUGAAUGCAAGAGAAAAACCGCCAAAGGGCCUCAGUGAUGCUUUCAUUCCAUUAUUUUCUCGUUUGACACAUGAAGAUUUUAAGAACACUGUCAUUCCCUCCUCUGUCAAGAUGUUGAAACGAAAUCCAGAGCUUGUCUUGGAAUCAGUUGGAAUCCUUUUGCAAUCUGCGGAACUCGAUUUGAGUAAAUAUGCCGUAGAGAUUCUUUCAGUGUUGUUGUCACAGGCGAGACAUGCAGAUGAAGGUAGAAGGAUUGCUGCGUUAUCCAUCGUAAGGUGCUUAAGCAUAAAAUCUAGCAGUCCAGAUGCUAUAGAAGCGAUGUUUAAUGCAGUCAAAUUGGUUAUUGGAGGUUCAGAAGGAAGGCUUACAUUUCCCUAUCAGAGAGUUGGCAUGAUAAAUGCACUGCGAGAAUUGUCAAAUGCCCCAGAAGGAAAACACCUUAACAGCCUGUCAAAGACUGUUUGUAAUUUCCUUCUGUCCUGUUACAAGGAUGAUGGUAAUGAAGAGGUCAAGCUUGCAUGUUUAUCUUGUUUGGCUGCUUGGACCACAAGAUGUGCUGAUGCAAUUCAACCCGAUGUUAUAUCACUCAUUGCAUCAGGGCUCAAAGAGAAGGAAGCACUUAGAAGAGGUCAUCUUCGCUGCCUGCGAGUAAUGUGCCAAAAUGCUGAUGCUCUUCCACAGAUGUCCUCUCUGCUGUCAGCUCUUAUACAACUUGUUAAAACUGGUUACACGAAAGCAGCACAACGGUUGGAUGGCAUCUAUGCAUUGCUCUGUGUGGCAAAACUUGCUGCAGUGGAUGUUAAAGCAGAUGAGACUAUAAUAAAGGAGAAAAUUUGGCCAUUGGUAUCACAGAAUGAGCCGUCAGUGGUGCCAAUUCCUCUGGCCUCAAAAUUAUCAAUUGAGGACUGUUUGGCUUGUCAUGACCUUUUUGAGGUGAUGCUGGUAGAUCAUUCACAAAGGGUAUUGGAGACUUUUGCAGUCAAGACAUUAAUGCAGUUUAUACUCUUUUUACUAUGCCAUCCAAACUGGGAUAUCCGAAGAGCAGCUUAUAAUUCUACGAGGAGGAUACUUUCUGCUACUCCACAAUUAUCUGAAACUUUAAUGGUUGAGUUUUCAUGUUAUCUCUCUGUUGUUGGUGAAAAGAUUCUUCAAAUGAAGAUGAGCGAUAUUGAAAAUUUAUCGGAGGCUCAAGUUGUUCCAUCUGUUGAGGUUAUGGUCAAGGCUUUGCUUAUAAUGUCGUCUGCUACUUUGGCUGCUGCACCAAGCGCGUGUUUGCAAGUUGUUUUUUGCUCGCAUCAUCCAUGCCUAAUUGGCACAGCUAAAAGAAAUUCUGUGUGGAGGAGGGUGCAAAAAUGUUUGCAUAAACAUGGUGUUGAUGUCAUUGGUCUUGUCACAACUAAUGUGGUUGGUUUGUGCAAGGGUUUGUUGGGACCGACAGGUCUGAUGAGUGGUAAUCAUUUUGCGCAAGAAGCAGCAAUAAACUCCUUAUCAACUUUGAUGACCAUGUUACCUGAAGAAACCUACAUGGAGUUCGAGAAGCACUUCAACAAUCUUUCAGACCGUGCUGCGCAUGAUAUGUUAUCUGAAAAUGACAUUCAGAUAUUUCAAACUCCUGAAGGGAUGCUUUCGACUGAACAAGGUGUUUACAUUGCUGAAGCUGUUGCAACUAAGAACACAAAACAACCAAAAGGCCGUUUUAGGCUUUAUGAUAAUGAUGAUGGCCCUGACCAAGUGAGUUCUAAUCAUACUGCAAGGCGUGAGCCCUCUAGCAAAGAGGUUACUGGAGUUGGGAAAAAAGAUGGUGGAAAAUCAUCAAAGAAAGCUGAUAAGGGAAAAAGUGCAAAGGAAGAGGCACGUGAGGUGCAGCUAAGGGAGGAAGCAUGUAUACGUGAAAAGGUCAUGGUUGUAAAAAAGAAUCUUUCAUCAAUGUUGAAAGCUCUGGGAGAAAUGGCCAUAGCUAAUCCUGUUUUCACUCACAGUCAGCUACCUUCCUUGGUGAAGUUUAUCAAUCCUCUACUACGGUCACCAAUAGUUGGUGGUGUGGCGUAUGGAACCCUGGUGAAGCUUUCAAAGUGUACUGCUACUCCACUUUGUAACUGGGCUCUUGAAAUUGCAACAGCCUUAAGGUUAAUUAUGUCAGAGGAUGUUAAUGUCUUAUGGGGUCAAAUUCCUUCUGCUGGCGAGGAGGUAUCAAAUGAAAGGCCCGGUCUCUUUGAGUGUGUAACAAAUGGCUUAUCCAUCUCUUGCAAAACUGGGCCUCUCCCUGUGGAUUCGUUUACUUUUGUUUUCCCUAUUAUAGAGAGAAUAUUGUUAUCUCCCAAGAAGACCAGACUUCAUGAUGAUGUUCUCAAGAUAAUAUUCUUGCAUUUGGAUUCGUUCUUACCCCUACCAAGAGUUCAAAUGCUCUCAGUUCUGUAUCAUGUCCUGGGUGUUGUUCCUGCUUAUCAAGCAUCUAUUGGACCAGCAUUAAAUGAGUUAUGCCUUGGGCUGCGGCCAGCUGAAGUGGCAUCUGCUUUAUGUGGUGUUUAUGCUAAAGAUAUCCAUGUAAGAAUGGCUUGCUUAAAUGCUGUGAAAUGCAUUCCUGCUCUGGCUAGUCAUUCUGUCCCUCAAAGUAGUGAAAUUGCCACCUGCAUCUGGCUUGCUUUACAUGAUCCUGAAAAGUGUGUUGCCGAAGCUGCUGAACACAUCUGGGAUCAUUACGGCUAUGACUUAGGGACAGAUUACUCUGGCAUUUUCAAAGCCCUUUCCCAUGUUAAUUAUAAUGUGCGAGUGGCUGGCGCUGAGGCCUUGGCUGCUGCUUUAGAUGAAAGUCCAGAUACGAUACAGGAAUGUCUCUCAACUUUAUUUUCUUUGUACGUCCGUGAUGUUGGUUCUGGUGAAGACAACAUUGAUAUUGGCUGGAUAGGCAGACAAGGAAUUGCAUUGGCUUUGCUUUCUGUGGCAGAUGUUCUUAGAGCAAAAGACCUUCCUGUUGUUAUGACAUUCCUAAUUUCAAGGGCACUGGCAGAUCCUAAUGCAGAUGUUAGAGGAAGAAUGAUCAAUGCCGGCAUAGUUAUUAUUGACAAACAUGGAGGAGAUAAUGUCUCAUUGCUAUUCCCUAUUUUCGAAAACUACUUGAACAAAAAGCCUUCAGAUGAGGAGAAAUAUGAUCUGGUCCGUGAAGGUGUGGUAAUAUUUACCGGAGCUUUGGCAAAGCAUUUGUCCAAGGAUGACCCUAAGGUUCACACAGUUGUAGAGAAGUUGCUGGAUGUAUUGAAUACUCCUUCUGAAGCUGUUCAGCGAGCUGUCGCUACCUGCCUUUCUCCACUUAUGCAAGCAAAGCAGGAGGAUGCACCAUCUCUGGUUUCUAGGCUUUUGGAUCAGCUAAUGAAGAGUGACAAAUACGGAGAGCGCCGUGGUGCAGCAUUUGGACUUGCAGGGGUGGUUAAGGGAUUUGGAAUAGCUUGCCUAAAGAAAUAUGGCAUUGUAGCGGCAUUACAUGAAGGUUUUGCUGACAGGAAUUCGGCUAAGAGCCGUGAAGGAGCACUGCUUGCAUUUGAAUGCUUCUGUGAGAAGCUUGGGAAGUUGUUUGAACCGUAUGUAAUUCAAAUGUUACCGUUCCUCUUGGUUUCAUUCUCUGAUCAAGUGAUUGCGGUGCGUGAAGCUGCUGAAUGUGCUGCUCGGGCAAUGAUGUCUCAGCUUAGUGCUCAAGGAGUGAAACUAAUUCUUCCAUCACUUUUAAAGGGACUUGAAGAUAAAGCUUGGAGAACCAAGCAGAGUAGUGUACAACUUCUUGGUGCUAUGGCCUACUGUGCUCCACAGCAAUUGUCACAAUGUCUCCCUAAGAUUGUGCCCAAGUUAACUGAGGUGCUUACUGACACUCAUCCCAAGGUUCAGUCAGCUGGACAGACAGCCCUUCAACAGGUUGGGAGUGUUAUAAAGAACCCUGAGAUAUCUGCACUUGUCCCUACUCUUCUAAUGGGUCUUACAGAUCCCAAUGAGUAUACAAGAUACUCCCUUGAUAUUCUCCUCCAGACAACCUUUGUGAAUUCAAUUGAUUCUCCUUCUCUCGCGCUGCUAGUACCAAUUGUACACCGAGGGCUUCGUGAAAGGAGUGCCGAGACUAAGAAGAAAGCUGCACAAAUUGCUGGAAAUAUGUGUUCAUUAGUGACAGAGCCUAAGGACAUGAUACCCUACAUAGGACUACUGCUCCCUGAAGUUAAAAAGGUACUUGUGGAUCCAAUUCCUGAAGUUCGAUCUGUUGCUGCAAGAGCCAUUGGUUCUCUUAUACGGGGGAUGGGAGAAGAUAACUUCCCAGACCUGGUGCCUUGGUUGUUGGAUACUUUGAAGUCUGAUGGAAGCAAUGUUGAGCGUUCUGGGGCUGCACAAGGACUAAGUGAGGUAUUGGCUGCAUUAGGAAUGGAGUACUUUGAGAACAUACUUCCUGAUGUAAUACGGAAUUGUUCUCAUCAAAAGGCAUCAGUUCGUGAUGGGCACUUGGCACUCUUUAGGUAUCUGCCAAGAUCUUUAGGCGUCCAAUUCCAGAACUAUUUGCAGCAAGUUCUGCCGGCGAUAUUAGAUGGUUUGGCCGAUGAGAAUGAAUCAGUGCGUGAAGCAGCACUUAGCGCUGGCCAUGUUCUGGUGGAGCACUAUGCAACUACAUCUUUGCCUCUGCUUCUUCCGGCUGUGGAAGAAGGUAUUUUCAAUGAUAACUGGCGUAUCAGGCAGAGUUCUGUAGAGUUGCUGGGUGACCUUUUGUUCAAGGUUGCUGGGACAUCUGGAAAAGCACAUCUUGAGGGUGGUAGUGAUGAUGAGGGUGCCAGUACUGAGGCUCAAGGACGAGCUAUUAUUGAGAUACUCGGGAGGGACAAGCGCAAUGAAAUCCUUGCUGCAUUGUAUAUGGUCCGAACCGAUGUCAGCAUAACCGUACGCCAGGCUGCUUUGCAUGUUUGGAAGACCAUUGUUGCAAAUACUCCGAAAACAUUGAAAGAGAUAAUGCCUGUACUGAUGAGCACAUUGAUAAGUUCUCUAGCAUCUUCAUCCUCUGAAAGGAGACAGGUCGCUGGACGAGCACUGGGUGAGCUUGUUAGGAAGCUUGGGGAAAGAGUUCUUCCUUUGAUUAUCCCAAUAUUAUCACGGGGUCUAAAAGAUCCUAAUCCAAGUACAAGACAAGGUGUCUGCAUUGGUCUAAGUGAAGUUAUGGCCAGUGCUGGCAGGAGUCAGUUGUUGAGUUAUAUGGAUGAGCUUAUACCCACAAUUCGGACUGCACUUUGUGAUAGUACACCCGAGGUUCGUGAAUCAGCAGGCCAGGCAUUUAGUACUCUUUACAAGAAUGCUGGAAUACAAGCAAUUGAUGAGAUUGUUCCAACAAUUCUUCAUGCACUGGAGGAUGAGGAGACCUCAGAUACUGCUCUGGAUGGCUUAAAACAAAUUCUGAGUGUCAGGACCACAGCCGUGCUGCCACACAUCCUCCCAAAGCUCGUUCAUCUUCCACUUUCUGCCUUCAAUGCGCAUGCCUUGGGAGCUUUAGCGGAAGUUGCAGGACCUGGUCUUGAUUCGCACCUUAGUACUGUCCUUCCUGCUUUACUGAAUGCAAUGGGUUAUACCGACAUGGAAGUUCAAAAUUUAGCAAAGAAGGCAGCAGAAACUGUUGUGUCGGUUAUUGACGAGGAAGGCAUGGAGUCUUUGUUGUCAGAACUACUGAAAGGAGUUGGGGAUAGUCAGGCUUCAAUUAGACGAAGUUCAGCCUAUCUCAUUGGAUACCUGUUCAAAAAUAGCGACUUGUAUCUUGGUGAUGAAGCUCCAAGCAUGAUAUCCACCCUCAUUAUAUUGCUUAGUGAUCCGGAUUCUGAUACUGUGGUGGUUGCAUGGCAAGCUCUGUCUAAUGUUGUGAGUUCAGUUCCUAAAGAGGUUCUUCCAACAUACAUCAAGUUGGUUCGUGAUGCUGUAUCUACAUCAAGAGAUAAGGAACGUAGAAAGAAAAAGGGAGGACCAGUUCUUAUACCUGGAUUUUGUCUUCCGAAAGCUCUUCAGCCAUUGCUUCCUAUUUUUCUCCAGGGUCUCAUAAGUGGAUCAGCUGAACUAAGGGAGCAAGCAGCUAUAGGUCUUGGGGAGUUAAUCGAAGUAACAAGCGAGAAAACACUGAAGGAGUUUGUGAUUCCAAUCACAGGGCCGUUGAUUCGUAUUAUAGGUGACAGAUUUCCUUGGCAAGUAAAGAGCGCAAUUCUAUCGACUCUGACCAUCAUAAUUCGAAGGGGAGGAAUAGCCCUAAAGCCCUUUCUUCCCCAGCUUCAAACAACAUUUGUAAAGUGUCUACAGGAUAACACAAGGACAAUACGAUCAAGCGCUGCUCUUGCACUUGGGAAGCUUAGUGCUCUCAGUACCAGGGUUGAUCCUUUAGUUGGUGAUCUGUUAUCUGGUGUGCAGACAUCAGAUGUUGGAAUUCGUGAGGCUACUCUUACUGCUUUGAAAGGUGUGAUUAAGCAUGCUGGUGAAAGUGUCAGCAUUGCUUCUAGAACACGUGUCUACACCCUACUGAAGGAUUUAAUACACAACGAUGAUGAUCAGAUAAGAACUGCUGCUGCUAGCAUACUGGGAAUUGUUUCACAGUACCUGGAAGAUGGACAAGUUGUUGAAGUACUUGAUGAGCUGUCAAAAUCAGCAUCAUCAUCUAGCUGGUGCUCAAGGCAUGGAGCAGUACUUACUAUUUGUUCAAUGCUUAAGCACAAACCUGACAUAAUUUGUGCUUCAUCAUCAUUCCCAUUGAUUGUAAAGUGCCUCAAAAGCACCUUAAAUGAUGAAAAGUUCCCUGUUCGUGAAACAUCGACGAGAGCAUUGGGGUUGCUUCUACGUCAACAAAUCCGGAGUGAUCCUUCAAAUGCUACUUCACAUGUGGAAACUCUGGGAUCCAUAGUGUUGGCCAUGCAGGAUGAUUCAAGUGAAGUCAGAAGACGGGCCUUAUCUUCAUUGAAGGCAGUUUCAAAGGUUAAUCCUGGUGCCAUUGCCAUACAUGUUUCCAAAUUUGGCCCUGUUCUGGCUGACUGCUUGAAGGAUGGAAAUACACCUGUGAGACUUGCUGCAGAGAGAUGCGCCCUGCAUGCCUUACAAUUGGCAAAAGGUACAGAAAAUGUUCAAGCUGCACAGAAGUUUAUUACAGGCUUGGAUGCUAGACGAAUAGCAAAGCUCCCUGAACACAGUGAUGACAGUGGAGAUAGUGACAAUGACACGUCAAGUGGCUAACAAGCUUAUUACUGUAAAGCACUUUUUUGCCUUCAGAUUACUUAUCGUCAAGGUCGGUGAGACAGAAGUUAGAAGCGGAAAUUUUUCUUGAGAUUUAAUAUUUACAGUAACAAUCACAUAGAUAUAGAUGCGUAAGCAAAUAAGGACGAGUUUGAUAUUUGCCAAAUUUUGACACCGGGUGGAUUUUGCUUCCGAUAUCUUUUGUACUUGUGUAUUAUUGAGAUUAAAUAGCCUUUGAGGAAAGGCAGGGAGCUCACAUUGUAUAAAUUUUGUAAAUUUUCUCCAAUUAUAUGAAAUCACCAUUUCUAUUUCGACCGAGUUA
Lycium ferocissimum is the source of this 8380-nucleotide messenger RNA. Its product is annotated as protein ILITYHIA. The record is from RefSeq and is a predicted model, not a curated record. Gene Ontology annotation, biological process: regulation of translation; cellular response to amino acid starvation. Lineage: Eukaryota; Viridiplantae; Streptophyta; Magnoliopsida; Solanales; Solanaceae. Gene Ontology annotation, molecular function: protein kinase regulator activity. Bases 184 to 8058 code for a protein of 2624 amino acids. The transcript is spliced from 59 exons. Gene Ontology annotation, cellular component: cytosol.